ACCAACCCCUAUUAUAUUAUUAAAUUCUCCAUUGAUUGUCUGUAGUGAUCAACUAUCUAAUGAUUCCUUCUUUGUCAACAUUAAAACCAUAUCAUCGGAUCACUCAUUUGUUCUUCAUCAUUACAAAACUGCAAGGAUUCAUCAAGUCAAAGCACCCAAACUUGCACUUCAAGAAAAGUAUCAGACCAUGUCAAAAUUGGAAGAAUAGUGGCAGAUGCUGGAAAGAGAUCAUAGGCUUCAGAUCGCGUUAGAAAUUAUCAUAAUACUUAUGUUCAACGCCUACGAAGAAAUGCAAAAGACAAAGCCUAUUUUGCAAAAAUCUGGCAGGCUCUGGAGGCAGGCCAGAUGUGCGAUCUGAUGGCCAUAUUUGUGCUAUCGGUUUACACUAGAAAGGUUGGUCCAGAGAUUCGGGCGCUUUACCUCCACCUUGAUGCAGAAAGGCUUUUCUUGUUAAUUGGCCAAAUUGUGACCUUCAUUCUGAGCGGACAGCCAUAUUUUGCUUUUCCUGCUCCUGGUUACCCGUUCUACUCGACUGCUGCCAGCAAUUUUUCUAGUAAUGUUGCCAGCAAUGUUUCUAUUAUAGUUGCCAGUUUUUUCAAACAUCCUCCUGCCCCCGUUCUUGAGAUACUUACCGUUAAGUUUACCACUGAGGAUGCCACACAAGAGAAGUACCUGGAGUUCUUUCUUAAGUGAACAUCAUAAAAUUAAAGUCAUGCGUGACAGAUCCACAUUCGCCAAGUCCGAGCGCCUUCUUUACGUGGAACUCUCAACUUCUCCGGUAUGUUCUGUUACACUAGUAUUAGACAAAUGCGACGCGUAUGUGGUGGGCUACAAAGCACAAAUGGUUUGCUACUUAUUGGAGUUAGAUGAUGAGAAGAGUUGGGUCAAGGAUUUUAUCGAGGGAAGUCUCGUCUCUCUGCAUUUAGGUUUUAGCUACACCAAUCUUGAAACGAAAGCUGGAGAGUGUUCGCGGUUAGAUAUUUCCAUAGGAAUCAAAGAACUUGAAUCCGCAAUCGAAGUACUCUACGACACUAGUUCAGAGAACACUGAUACGAAAUCUGUGGCGAAAGCGCUUAUAAUUUGCAUAACAAUGAUUACAGAGGCUGCAAAAUUCUACUAUAUAGAGAAGAAAGUUUGUGAUAACAUUGUGGAAGGUGGAAGGAAAACAUUUUACAAGAAAUUUUAUAUAGAUGAAUUUAUGGUCAAGCUCCAAAAUAGUUGGGCGCAAAACUCCGGCGUUGCUCAAAAAAUGCUUCCGCACAUGGCGCUCAUGAAAUAUGAAAAAGAAGAUGGUGAUCUUGGAGUGGGAACAUCAUCUAGUCAAAGGGAAAUGUCACAGAACUCGGAAAAUACGAAUGGAAAUGAAAACGGAGACGGAAAGGAAAAGGUAAAUAGAACAAGUGCAAAAGGAAAGGAAAAGGUCACAGAAUUUGUAGAAGAAGAUGGUGAUCAUCAGCAAGUAGAAUGCAAAACAAAAUGGAAACGGAAAUGGAAAACGGAAGGGAAAGGGAAAGAAAGGUAAAUAGUUAAAAUCUGUUUUUAAAAAAGAUCUCAAAAUUUUAGAGUUCCUCUGCAAAAAUCCUCUUCAUCAAAGCUUAAAUUUUAUGUGUUUUUUUUCAAUAAGUUUCUGUGUGUCUAGCUAGCAGUUGAUGUUGUAAUUUUCGCAGCAGCAGUAGUAGAGUUUACUUGAGUGUGUGUACGAACUGCUUGAUUGAUACCAAGGCAUAAUCUUGAAUAUACAUCAUCAUUUUUGGUU
This is a messenger RNA of Mercurialis annua (annual mercury), 1756 nucleotides long. RefSeq names its product ricin-like. The coding region runs from base 653 to 1522 and encodes 289 amino acids. Gene Ontology annotation, biological process: negative regulation of translation. Lineage: Eukaryota; Viridiplantae; Streptophyta; Magnoliopsida; Malpighiales; Euphorbiaceae. The record is from RefSeq and is a predicted model, not a curated record. The transcript is spliced from 2 exons. Gene Ontology annotation, molecular function: rRNA N-glycosylase activity.